CGUGGACUGGUCAGUAGUGUGCAUUAGUACCUAAUUAUAUAUAGAAUAGGUUCUAAUGAAUUGCUCCUUGUGUAAACGGCUUAAUUAUAAUAUAUUAUCACGAAUUAUUUUAUGACUGAUACAUUUAAAUUUGUUUAUUUUUUGUCAAUUUAAACUCCGUUCUUAAAAAAUUACAACAACUUUUCGAGUCUUCCCAACACCGAGUUCAUUUAUAAAUGGUGUUGGAAAUUCUCAACGCACGUCUCCUUUGUAUCCAUUUUCUUACCCGUUCUCGUAAUGUUUUUGUUUUAAAACAAUUCGUUCGCCAAAAACUCUAAUAACCGGAAUGGUUAUAUCUGCCACUUUACUAUAACGGGUAAUAGAUGUUUAAUAUUUAAGUAAGUACAAUACAACUUAAAAAUUAUUACAUAAAUUAUGACAUAAUGAAAAUAUAUCCUUAGCCUAUAACCUUGGCCGUGUUCUAAUAUUAUUUCCCACUUAACUCUUCAACAGUUAACUCGCAGUUAUUAAUACGCACGCAUAAUGGUUUGGAGCUUGAUGUUUUAGAUUGUGAGCGGAGCGAAGAAGCUUAUGGAUUUACUAGGAUAUUUAUUUUUUUUUCUGUGGACGAUAUCGCUACCAGAGAUCUUGCUCCGAUUUUUAAGCGUAGCACCUUUUUGAAAGGAUAUUGGUGUGGGGAGGCACUUUAGGGAGGUAAUUUUUCUCAAGAAUUCUGCCAUCAAAUGCGAAAAACCGAAAAAAAACGGGAAAAUGUACGAAAUAUGGGUACCUAUUAGUAGACAAAUAUUACGGUCUUCUUUAUUCCCGUGAACAACUUGUCUACAAGUAAUUAUGCUCCCAUUUUUACAAUCUAAGCACUUUUUCUGGAAGGAAAUCUAACUGGGAAGGUAAUUUUUUGAUAUAAACGGCACGCCGAAGGUAUUUGGAGCAACGUUUCCAGUUGAAAAGCCGACGAAAACCGAAAUUAUUAUUGAUUUUUCUAUUAAUUUCAUUUAUUUGUUCCAAUUGUUAAAUUAUUUACCUUCGUGGGGGAAAAAAAAAAACGUCUGGAAUACCCCUCGAAUGCGGCACCGGGGGCGGCGACAACGCCGUCGUUUUACGUAACGAACGAAACGAAUAAUAAAUCGAUGCGCCGUUUUCUCGCCCCCCUCCCCCACCCCGCGCUGCGUGAUACGUGAACAGAAACGGCACGGUGGACGUGAGAAUUAAUCGUCUCCGUCCGUUCAUUACCAUACGCCAAACGACGACGACGACGACGGCGACGGCGACGCCGCGAACGAAAACACAAACAAAUUACGAUUGUACGAAAGGCGCGUGACGCCAUCCGGCGGCGGCGGCGGCGGCCCCGGAGAGCCGUCGGGCGGCGCGCGUUAACGCAUUACCGUCGGCCGCCGGGGCGGAUAGAGGACGUCACCGCGGGCGCGCGCGGCGGCCGCCUCCGUGAAAACACUCCGGACGGGUGACGCUCGCGCGCCGCUGCGGCGCGACGGCCGGCGCGGGGGGAGUGGGGAGUCGGAGCAGUAGGGUAUAUUAAAAUAACACUGUUAAGCGGUCCGUUUGUGGGCGGAGACCGGCUCGCCGCGCCGUCGAUAAUAGCGAAACGACAAAAACGCACGCACACACACACAUACACGCGAUACCCGCGCGCGCGGUCUGAUAACAGCGGCGAGACACUAUCUCGGCGUAGACUCCGCCGCCGUCGCGGCAGUCGUUUUGUUUUGUCGCCGUCGUUCGGAACGUCCACGUUGACGCAACACUAUCGUCGUCGUCGCCGUCGCCGUCCGAACGAACGCACCGGGACCAGGAAACGGACCCGCUGUGGGCGCGAACCGCAAUACCGCUGUUGUCGUUGUCGUCGUUGUUCAGUCGUCGCCUCGUAACGCAGAACCCGCCGUCGUGGACGGACACUCCGGCCGGCAGGCGACAGUCGCAACCGCGGGCGCGCGUACCAAGAUGCGUGGCCGCUGAGAGACGAGCGACGCGCGCACCCGACGCUCGGGCGAUGUUGGCGGUGAGUACGCUGCGCGGCUGUACGCGGUUUUCGGUUACCGUUUGUUCGGCCCCGUCGCGGCCGGUGCGCGGUAUGAACGUAGUUCGAAGUGCGGCCCAGACAAUGACCGCGGCCUAAUCGUGAACGCCGUCGCCGGUGUCGCAACGCCGCCGCCUCAAGCCGCGUCGCGCCCGCAUUUCGUACGGCAAUAAUAAUAAUAAUAAUAACAACAACAACAAUAAUAAUAAUAAUAUUAUGUACGUAGGCGACGACCGACGGCCGGACGCGCACGGAGCAGUGUCGUCGCGUAGUGGGCCCCAUUGAUCGUUGUUGUAGUCCGUCUACGCCGCCGUCGUCUUCGCCUUGUAUUGUUUUUUUUUUUUUCCGUUCGCAUGAAUCAUCGUUGUUACUAUCAUUAUCAUUAUUAUUGUUAUUAUUACACCACGUAUUUCCCUUCUAUCUCCUCGUCUGGCCCGCGUCGUCGACCGUAGCCUUUUGACCUCGACGCUUUCAAACAACAGACGCCGCGCACACGCGCACGUAAUAUACACGCACACGCACCCGCGCACGUAAUAUCGCGCGCGUAAGUACUUGCUCACGUACGUACAACCGACGCGCCUACGUUCGGUGUUGCGCACCGAGAUAAACGGUCGUCUUUCCAACGACCGGCGGCGGCGGCGGCGGCGGCGGCCCAUAGGUACGAUGUGCAAAUGACGACGACGUUUCGCCACCCGCGUCCACAUUGGCGUCGACAGAGCGCUCUCAUCACGACCGUCCGUCCGUCCGUUGUGUUGCGUGUCGUCCGGAUUGACAAUAACGGUAUUAUUAUGACGUCCGAGUCGGCCAACAAGGGCUUAUGCGACAAAUCGAUAACGCUCCGUAAAAACCGCAAAACCGUAUUUAAUAAAACAGGUGAACACUAUCAAUCAAUCAGUCCCUCUCUCUCACCCUCCGCUUGUCCUUUUUCGCUUCUCUCGUGCGCCCGGCGCACGUCCGUGUGUGUUUGUCUCUGUGAUUGUUAUUCCCGGUUGUCUCUAACUUUAUUUGUGUGUGUGUGUGUGCGUGCUACUUAGGCAUGAUUUCGGCGUAUUUUACAAAUAGGAUUGUACGCGGCAUACGUACUCCGACGUGUACCGUACGCCCGUAACACUAACGCACUACAUUUUGUCCGAUGUAUGCCCGUACGCAUAGAAUUCCAGUGGCCAACAGGCACUAAACUACUCCGGGUGCUACGCCGUUGAACUGUGGACACAGUGAGUAACGCGCUAGAGUUUCAAUGCUCGGUCGAGGUACCCGACUCUGGAGUUUUCUGUUAAUGUUAAUACUUGCUUGAUUAUGUAGAUACACACUCGAUACCUACCCGUCAUGUGAAUAUCGUUACUUGUUGUGUUGUUUAUUGUAUCUACUAUAGUAUAAGUCCCAAACGUUCCAAACGGGACGUUAACGGUCAAACGAUUUUGUUUGUUUACCUAACACUAACAUUUUUUUUUUUUUUUUUCUGAAAGCAUGAAAAUGUUUAUAGAAUAACCUAUUAUUUCUAACCCGUUUGAAAAUGUUUUAUAGGUAUAUAAACGCCUACAAAUUUUAUGAACAUUUUUUUUUAAAAUUCUGUUUACUAAAGCAUUUUAAAUUUGUGUAUAGCAUUGAGGAUGGUAGCUGCAGAGAUGACAAGUAAUCAAGAUAAAGACGCGUCCCAAGUACAAUAUGUAGAUAUAAGUCCGGAUUUUUUAACCACCGGGCGAACUGGCAGACGGAACGCGAUGCCAGAUAUACUGGGCGAACACAAACUGACGUCAACUGCUGACUUGCCUGCGCGGUUACAAGCGCUCACAACAAAUGGUAAAUAAUUGUAAACAUUUUCAAUUGUUUUUUUUAAUAUUAUGAUGAUAAUCAAAGCUGUAGCUGUGGGUCGGGUAAGACUAGCUCAGGCCAAGAGUGCAUCUUGGAAAAUACAAAAUGUAUACAUAACAGAAUUAUGAAAUUUUUAUGGAAACUAAUAGAGGUGGGUAAUGAGAGUGGGAAUAAUUUUUGUGUGACCAAAAAGGUGAAGGUCAGGGUCACUGAAAAGUCAUGUUAAGAAUCCGAUAAUAAUCUAGGCAAUGUAUCAAAUAUUAACAAUAUCUACAAUAAUAUUAUGUACGUUAUCCUCAAUGACCUAAUUUUAGCAUUUGCAUUGAUGAUUUUUUCAAAUAGCGUCAAUAAUAGUUCCAAAUACCUUUUUGACAAUGUCCUAUGUGAUUGUCAGACAGUGUCUGGUAAACAUUGACACUCGUAAAAUUUGCAACCUCAUAAGGUUGAAAAUCGUAUUUCGAAAAUAUAUAGUUAAUCUAAUGCCCCUGCAAGUUUAUUGUGUUAUUGACAAUAUUAUCAUGUGCAAUUUUUAAUUUAAAAAAAAUUCUGUUAUACCCAGGUCCAUAUUUAUAGAUUAUAGGUUAGGUUUAUAGAAUGAUAACUGUAAUUUAUGUGUUUUUUAUUUUUACGUAGAGGGGUCUGCAACGAGUAAUAAACAAUCGUCUACAACUAGCGGCGAUCAGGACAUGUCCAAGACACAGAACACGGCAUGUUAAAACGACUGAAACAUUUUUUUAAAAAAACCUAUGAUCUACUGCUACUGUAUGUUCCAAAGGUAAAAUUAAACAAAGUAAAUUUGCAUAGAUGUUAUUAACUCGAAACCAUUUUUGAGUUGAAGUGAAUAUUUUUAAACAACUCCUAGUCUCCCAACAACUAGACCAAAGCUAUAAGUACUUUAUUUAUUUUUCAUUUAUUUAAUUAGUUCCAUUUUUUUUUUUUUGUGAAAAAAUUGAAUUUGAAUUUUAGGAUUAAAAAAAAUAUAUAUAUAUAUAUUAAUUCCUUAGUCCUAGAGAACUAUAUGUUUUGUCCUAAAAAAUUAAACGUCCUAAAUUAUUUGUUAAAAUUGUUGUAAGUUGAAACAAAAAAAAAUAAUCGCUUUUAAGUACCUCUCGAGCAUCUAUAACACUAAGAAUAGAUUUUUAAUUGUUUAAAAAUGUGUAUUCUAAAAUAUGUAAUAUUCAUUACGUCAAACUGAACAGUUGAUAAAUAUUAUUACUACUUUCCCAUUAUGUUUAAUUGGUCUAUUAAGGCAAUAAUACCCAAAGUAAAAAUGACAAACACAUACAUAUUGGCAAGUAGAAGACAUAAAAGUAAAACGUUUUUGAAUAAUUACAAUAAAAAAACAAAAAAAGAAUUUAGAGUUGACAAAUAUAAUAAUUACACAUGGUCAGGUUGUGAUAUUUUUACUUAUUUUCCUAUUUGAUAUUUUAUUCGUGUAACCAUAAUAUUUUACUUAUUGUUGUUGUUCAUGAAUUACAAAUUAAAACUUACUAUAUAUAUUUUAUUAUUAUUAUUAUUAUUAAUUUUUUUCAACAACAUUUAAAUUCUAACAAAAAGCGUAUAAAAUUUUUUAGUAACAUUCAAUAUAACUUUGGUAUAAUAUGUUAAACAUUAUAAUAUCUAUAUAAAUUAGACGUGCAAUGUUCUUGUAUUUGUAUUAUAAUAUAAUGGAUACAUAUGAUAUUGUAAUAUCUGUAAAUUGUUUUAUUAAAAGAAAUAUAUAUAUGUAUAAAUAAAAUUAGAAUGUGUGGAGCAUAAAAAAUUAAUUAUAAUAUAUUUUAGAAGAAUGACUGAACAUAAUGAUUUUGAAGAUAUCCGUUCAAUAAUACUCGUAUAUUUGCAAACUUUUAAACAUUUAUUGUCGAUUAGUUCCUGAUUUUUGUUAAUUUUUACAUUUAAAUUUGAAAUACCUAAUGCAAAUUAUAUUUAUAUAAUAUUAUAUAGGUGAUUAUUUAUUUACUUGGAAUUAUAUUUGUUUUAAAAAAAAUUAUUUUGCGAUUUGUUUUUCUAUGACAAAUUCCAAUCAAUUUUGGUCCAAAAUGUAUGUGUCUUAUAGUAUAUUUUUAUACGGAAAAAAAAAUACUUAUACAUUUAAUGCUGUUUAUGAUAAAUUGAUAUUGAUUUAAUAAUUGUUUCACAAAUAUUAGAAUGCAUAAACAUCCCAUGUUUUUUUUUUUGUCAAACAUUCCAACAAUAUCCAUAAUUUGAGAGACACGAGUGUUUAAUUAACUGAACAUGUAAUAAUUAGUAUUAUUCGUACAAUGUUUUUUUUUUUUUUUUUUUUGUAAAACUAAUAAUUAUCUUUUGUACUUAAAAAUAACUGUAAUUCUAUAAAUAUGUAAUGAUGCAUACCAUUACCAGUUAUCUAUGUGUUGUUAGACUUUUAUUUGAACACAAAAGUUUAAUUAUAUUUUACGAUAACAAACAAAAUUGCCCUAAAACACUAACAUAUUGUAUUUGUUUUUUUGAGUUGUUCCUAUUGACUUUUUUAAUUGUAUUUAUUUAGUGUAAUGUUCUAAAAAAAAAAUAAUUGUUGUGAAAAAUUGUGUUUUUUUUUAACAAAUAAAUGUAUUCCGUGUAGACUAGGCUUUUUUUUUUUGUACAUUUUUAUAAAUUUAAUUAAGAUUUCAUCAUUAGCUAAAGUGAAUUUGUAAAGCGUAUUUAUGUUCAUUGAAAACUAUUAAUGUAGAAAAAGUAAUAAUUGUGUAAUAGCAAUGAUAAUAUUGUUUUAAACAAAAUUGAUGUUAUGGGUUUUUAAAUCUGAGUAUGACUUACUGUAUACUAUAAAAAAUAUAUUCUUCUUUAUAGUUGUAAUUAAAUGAAAAGAAAAAAAUAUUAAAUAGACCGGAUAUCACAUAUCGUGUUAGUUCAUCUGUAUUACUUUCGAAUUCAUAAGCGGGGGGGUAAAAUACUACCUGUUUUACCUAAAAAUUAUUAUUGUUAUUAUUUUUAACAAUUAUUUAGUACAUUGUGUUUUUUGCAUUUAAUGACAAAUCUCAGCUGUUUAAUUUAUCUCUUCUAAUUAAUAUUACUUUAAUUGUAAUUAAGUUUUCCAUUGUAAAUGUUAAAAAACCUAAUUCCUCUAGUCCUGAAUACUUUUUCUAAAUUCAACACAUUUCCCUUCCAAGCUAGUCAGACUAUUGGCUGUGUGUAACUGAAUACAGGUGAACAAUCUACAGGAAUACAGAAAAGUAAUUUUUCAUUCUAAGGACCACUUUAAUACAGUUAAUUGGAUACAAUUUUAACAAAAUAAAUUGUAACAGAUUAAUUAAAUAUUUUUAAGUGAUAUGAUACAAAACCAUUAAAACAAUACUUAAAGGUUAGGUUAUCAAUAAUCGGAUUUACGUAUUUUUAAACGGGUUAAAGAAACCGCAUUGAUAUAUUUUACUCACUUGACCCUAUGGUUUUUAGAAUAAAACAAAUAUAAGACUUUGUUAUAAUAUUAUGAACAUUUAUACUUAACCCAACAUCAUUUUACUUUAUAACCUGGAUUCAACUGUGUUCUAGUUAACCAGAAUUGCACUCUGAAUUGGUGUCUAUUGUUAGUUGUAGCCUUGUAGGUAUACAUAAUUAUUAUUGUAGUGAAAUCAUGAAUUUUGUUUACAUAUUUUAUUCUAUUGUAUGUUUAAGUGAAAUUUUUGUAUGGAAUUUUGAUUUUUGGUAGACAGUUUUACUAUAUUUGUACAAGGAAAACAAAAUCAAUAAAAUUUAAAUGUAUACAAGUUGA
Cinara cedri is the source of this 7568-nucleotide messenger RNA. The record is from the annotation of a GenBank genome assembly. NCBI's taxonomy places the organism in Eukaryota, Metazoa, Arthropoda, Insecta, Hemiptera, Aphididae.